ACUCGAAAACAAUUUGGUAUACGAACAUUUUAUUUCAUAUACGUGGAAAUUCAGUAAUUUCUCAAAAGUACAAAUUCAACACGGUUAUACAAGGGACCUUUGUAUGACACCUGUACAAGCUGUCUAGCCACAAGAUAAUUCACGAUUUCUUAUUGUUAGUCUCUUUUAAAGGUACAAAUGGCAUCGGAAGUUGGUGACUCUCCCUUUAGCCCAAAGGCUGGCGUAGAAACCAAUGAAAAUGACCUUUCUAACUCUGAUAUUGUAACCAAAUAUCGCACAGCCUCAAACAUUGCCAAUUUAGCCCUUAAAAACUUGAUUGAUGAUCUCAAACCAGGUAUUUCUGUCAAGUCUCUCUGUGAUAAGGCCGAUAAGUUUAUAUUAGAGGAGGUUGGCAAACUAUACAACAAGAAGGAAAAUGGAAGAAAGAUUGAUAAAGGUAUUGGCUUUCCCACCUGCAUUUGCAUCAACGAGAUUUGCGAUUACUUCUCUCCAAACGACGAGAAUGUAACUGUUAGCGAUGGAGAUUUGGUAAAAAUUACCACUGGAUGCCACAUUGAUGGUUACGUCGGUCUUGCAACUCACACUGUGUUCGUUGGCACACAAGCAACUGGAAAGAUAGCUGAUGUUCUCAAGGCCGCAUGGUUCUGUAGUGAGGCUGCCUUGAGGAAGAUUAAGGUUGGAACUUCCAGCUCUGAGGUAUCCAAGACAAUUGAGAAAGUUGCCGCCGAGUUCAACUGCACACCACUUCUUGGCUUUUACAGUCAUGAAUUGAAACGCCAUGUAGUGGAAGGUAGCAGAUAUUUCCCUGGAAAUACUAAACUCGAGGACAGAACUGAGUCAUUUGUAUUUGGGAUCAACGAGGCCUACUCCCUGAACAUUGUGAUUUCUACGAGCGAGGGAAAACCGAAGCCAACGGAACAUACCACUACCAUUUACAGAACAGAUGUUCAAAAUAGGUAUACCCUCAAAACCACUCUAGGAAGAACAUUCAUCUCCCAAGUCAACUCAAAAUUCCCCGCUUUCCCAUUCCAUACAAAAUCAUUUGAAGAUGAGAGAGCACUCAAAGUUGGAUUGCCAGAGGCUUUGAGACAUAGUUUGCUCAAGCCUUACUUUGUCACAUCAGUCAAGAAUGGUGAAUUCGUUGCUCAUUUUAGAUGCACAGUAUUGUUGUUAUCUACUGGCCUAAAGAAGAUUACUGGGCUUCCAUUUGACCAACUAGAAUCGUGCAAGUCUGAAUUUGAAGUAAAGGAUCAGGAUCUUCUCGACUUGCUAGCAAGUCCAAUUGCCACUAAGAAGAAGAAACCAGCAAAGGCAGCUGAACCCGCAGCCACUGAAUGAUCUUUGUGCGAUAGAGUAUUGUAUUGGGGUGCUACU
Messenger RNA from Theileria equi strain WA, 1374 nucleotides. Its product is annotated as proliferation-associated 2g4, putative. The coding region runs from base 178 to 1338 and encodes 386 amino acids. Lineage: Eukaryota; Apicomplexa; Aconoidasida; Piroplasmida; Theileriidae. The record is from RefSeq and is a predicted model, not a curated record. The transcript is spliced from 6 exons.